AUGCCGCCCUCCGCUGAGAUGCAGUCCCUUUUGGGCGCGGUACUUUCCACGAUCGGACCGGACUCCCUACCCCAGGACUCGCUAGAGCGGCUUAGUCUGAUGUUCAGUGAGCUCGUACUCGUCGCAGCGCUCGACUACAUCGACAGAGACCGCGUUAUACGUAUCGUCAUGCCGUGGGGUAGAACUCACUAUGAAGUUCUCGGCGAGCACUAA
Peniophora sp. CBMAI 1063 is the source of this 213-nucleotide messenger RNA. NCBI's taxonomy places the organism in Eukaryota, Fungi, Basidiomycota, Agaricomycetes, Russulales, Peniophoraceae. The record is from the annotation of a GenBank genome assembly.